UCUUUCUUCUCCGCAAAGAAAGAAACCACGACCCGAAAGAGGACACAGAGAGAGAGAGAGAGAGAGAGAGAGGAAAAGCUCAGCAGCGGCGAUGGCGAGCGGCGGAUUCAUGGCGAAGAAGGAGCUCGGCGAGACCCACGACGUGCUCCGCUUCGGCGUCAACGACAGCGUCCGCGGCGACCUCGCGCCGGCGCACCCCGUCCAGGCCGCCAUCCACAAGGAGUCCAAGUUCUGGGACGACAAGAAGAAGUUCGGGACCGAGGCCAUCUACGGAUCCGCCUUCAACAUCCGCAAGGAUCUCGACGCCCAGAUCCUCUCCAGGUUCCAAAGGCCCCCAGGUGCAUUGCCAUCAUCUAUGCUGGGAUAUGAGGCAAUGACAGGUUCCUUGGAUGAUUUUGGAUUUGAAGAUUACCUUAACUUGCCCCAAGACUCUGACAGCCUGCGCGUACCGGACAUGCACCACGGGAUGGAGGUUCGCCUUGGCCUGUCCAAGGGACCCAUCUGCCCCAGUUUCAAUUGAUUCCAUCCAUGUAUUAGUCUUGUGAUACGUUGUGCUCCCCGUCCAGCAUCUACACCAGUCACUAGGCUGUAUCAUGGAUUUGUGAAACAUGAGAACUAAAUGGGUAUCGCAUCAGUUUGAAUUCUUUAA
Molecule: messenger RNA, 649 nt
Organism: Hordeum vulgare subsp. vulgare (domesticated barley)
Lineage: Eukaryota; Viridiplantae; Streptophyta; Magnoliopsida; Poales; Poaceae
Product: cyclin-B1-2-like
Exons: 4
Coding region: 92-520 (142 amino acids)
Biological process (GO): proteasome assembly
Cellular component (GO): cytoplasm; nucleus
Source: RefSeq, a predicted model, not a curated record